This is a messenger RNA of Pseudoliparis swirei, 2946 nucleotides long. It is a transcript of the gene casp7, whose product is annotated as caspase 7, apoptosis-related cysteine peptidase. Bases 95 to 1054 code for a protein of 319 amino acids. Lineage: Eukaryota; Metazoa; Chordata; Actinopteri; Perciformes; Liparidae. The record is from RefSeq and is a predicted model, not a curated record. The transcript has 7 exons. Gene Ontology annotation, biological process: proteolysis; apoptotic process. Gene Ontology annotation, cellular component: cytoplasm.
UCGCUUUCUCAAGUUCUUUGAGGAACUGAAAUUUGGCGGAAACUUUGGAGAAGGAAAACCAACCCCCAAUCAACUUGUUCGCGCAGUAUCUAAGAUGGCCGAGGAACCCGCUGAGCCGACUGAGCUGGGAGCUGAGGGGGAGGAAGAGGAGGAAGAGGAGGAGGAGGGGGAGCCGUCCGGAGAUCACACGGACGCCAAGCCGGACCGCAGAGGAAGAUUUCUGCUCUUCGGUAAGAAGAAUAAGGAUGGCCAGACGCGCGAGCAGGACUACUCUUCUAAAAGCCAUUAUAGAAUCGUUUUACCAACAUUCCAGUAUAAGAUGAGCUGCCAACGAGUGGGCAAGUGCAUCAUCAUCAACAACAAGAACUUCCAUGAGAAGACGGGGAUGAAUGUACGCAACGGCACGGACCGGGACGCGGGAGAGCUGUUCAAAUGCUUCAAGAGCCUGGGCUUCGACGUCUUCAUCUACAACGAUCAGACCUGCCACAAGAUGGAGAGUCUCCUCAGAGAGGCCUCGGAGGAAGACCAUAGUGACAGCUCGUGUUUCGCCUGUAUCCUGCUAAGCCACGGCGAGGAGGGCAUGAUCUACGGAACCGAUGCAGCCAUGCCCAUCAAGUCCAUGACUUCACUGUUCAGAGGGGACAUGUGCAAAAGCUUAGUCGGAAAGCCCAAACUCUUCUUCAUCCAGGCUUGUCGGGGAUCCGAAUUUGAUGACGGCAUACAGACAGAUUCGGGUCCUCCAAACGAUACCCUGGAGACGGAUGCUAAUCCAAGAAAUAAGUUCCCCGUAGAGGCGGAUUUCCUCUUUGCUUACUCCACCGUGCCAGGUUAUUACUCAUGGAGGAAUCCCGGGCGCGGCUCCUGGUUUGUUCAGGCUCUCUGCAACGUCCUCAACGAGUUUGGCAAGCAGCUGGAGAUCAUGCAGAUCCUGACGCGGGUCAACUACAUGGUGGCCACCAGCUUUGAGUCCUGGUCUGAAGACCUACGCUUCAGUGAGAAGAAGCAGAUUCCCUGCGUGGUGACAAUGCUGACGAAGGAACUGUAUUUCAACUGAUCGGCAGACUCACUGACUGACUGACUCACUGACUCACUGACUGACUGACUGACUCACUGACUGACUCACUGACUGACUGACUCAUUGACUCAAUGACUGACUGACUGACUCAAUGACUGACUGACUGAUUGACUCAAUGACUGACUCACUGACUCACUGACUCACUGACUCACUGACUCACUGACUGUACCGCCUUAGCGUUCAAAGCAAUCAGAGAUGAUUCAGGCCCAGCAUGACUCGGCACAUUUGGCGCACAUAUGACAUUUGACAUGUAGUUGGGCCCGUAAAACAAGCCCUCUGCGGGAAAGAGAGAUAUUAUUACUGGCACUCCGCGUUCAUAGUGCUGAUGGUGAAACUCCUUCCUCUUCCUUCUUCAGGUUAAUCUUCUAAAUGGCGUCACAUUAGAUCUGAUCUUUUUUUUGACAGGCAUGUGAAAUAUCCAUGUUAUUCCGCCAGCCCGGAAGAUUUGCCAAAGGCUCCGCGUCUCAGCCUUCCUAGCAAGUUUUAAAGUUGGUAGCUGGCAUCCUCAGGUUCCUUAAUGUGCCAUUAGUGGGUUAUCGUAACGGUAAAGAAUGUCAUAUACGUAUGGCGAGGAAGGUGUGAUCGUUUGCUGUGUUGUGAUUAGUUCUAUGAGAUUUUGGGUCAAGUGCAUCGUAUAUAGUCCACUCCCACAAAAGAAAGGAUUAUUUGCAAUUUGCUAGUUUUAUUAGCCUGAUGUUGAAGAUUUCACUUCCUUCUUGUUCACCCCGAAGGAAGUGAAGUUUGUAUAUUUGCAUUUAAUCAAAAUUACGCACUUGUCUGAUUAGUAAAGGUCCAGCAAAUCAGUUAAUUUCCCUUUUUAAUCUUUAAAGUUGGACAUUCCUCUUUUUUAACUUUGAUAAAUGAAAGGGUAUAUGCGGUAUGAUUUUUACACUAAAAAGAGAAAUGUCAAAAAACGGUGUCAUAAAUUUGGGAAAAUAUUAUCGUGUGAAGCUGGACUCGUGCCCAAAGGACAAAUGCCAUCAUUUCACUGUAUAUUAGUGUUGUACAUCGUCAUAACAUACACUUCACUCUGGCAAGAGAAACCCAGCAAAGUUUUCCUAUUUGUAUAUUUUUUUAUUGAUAUUUUGAUAAAACUAUUUUGCAUAAUUUAGUAAAUUAUUUACUAUGAUGGCGUUCUAUAUGGUAAAAUAAAAUAUAAAAAAGAUUUUUGAUAUUUUGGACAUUUGCUGAUGGUCACUUCAACUUGCACAAAGUUUGUUUCUGCAAAUAUGACGUGUUGAUCAAUGUGCCAAAGUCGGUCAAUCACAGAGGCAGCUACUACUGGUGGGGAACACACACACACACAAACACACACAUGUCCGCAAUACACAACCACUGUUGCUGCGAUGUGUUAUUAUUCACAUGAUCGCAUGUGUCAGUACAUUAGGGGGAAAAGUUAAGCAAGAGCUUUAAUUUGUCAUUUUAUUUUCCCCUUUAACUUGUAACUUUAAUCAGUUUUUAUUAUUAUUUUAAUAACACUUUUACAUCAUAUUUCUAGUUGCCAGAAGUUUGAUUUAUACUGGCUUAAGUUAGGCCCAGUGGACCAAUACCGCCACAACGCCACAUGGUCAGCGGCGUGGUGACCGACGUGCUGAUAGGAGUGUUCGCUCCACUUGUAUUUUUCGAUUUGGAACUGAGGGAGGAGAGAGAGAAUAUUUUGAAGGGUAACAUUUUAAAAUGCUUUCUGGUGUUAAAUGCUGUUGUCCUCAGGAAUAUAUUUGAAAAUAUUUGGAAAAAUGAAUGAAUGUAUGACAUUGAAAUUUUAAUCUGGUCCUAUUUCUUUUUAAUACCUUGUGUAAAUUCACUUCAAAAACAGAGGAAUGCUUAUGUAAACAUUUUAUAGUAUUAAACUUCAAGAAUUUAUUCUGUAA